UCAACGAAAUUCUUCCAUGGUGGCGUUUUGUUGUUGAUAAAAUUUAUUAAAUAAAUCUAAAAUUAUAGCCAAAGUUGAUACUUUAAACCUAUAAAACAUUUACUGCGGCCUCUUAUAGUAUUUUAAUGUGCAUUUCACGAACCAGCUCUUUCUAAACACUGACAAUGACGGUGGACGGUGACGAGAAGCCAGCCCGGGUGCGGGUUUUCAUGGACAUUUCCAUCGGAGACCUGCCCUCAGGCCGCAUAGUGUUCGAACUAUACAAUGAUGUGGCGCCCAAGACGGCGGAGAACUUCCGGGCACUCUGCACCGGCGAGAUGGGCGAGGGGAAAACUACCGGAAAACCUCUGACGUAUAAGGGGAUGCUGUUCCACCGUGUUGUGAAGGACUUCAUGAUACAAGGGGGUGACUUCACAAAUGCUAAUGGCACAGGAGGGGAAUCUAUUUACGGAGGGACUUUUGAAGAUGAAUCAUUUGAUUUAAAACAUGAUAAGCCAUACUUGCUCUCCAUGGCAAACAGAGGAAAAGACACCAAUGGAUCUCAGUUCUUUAUAACAACACAGCCGGCACCUCAUCUCGACAAUGUGCACGUGGUGUUCGGCGCGGUGGUGUCGGGCGCGGCGCUGGUGAGACAGCUGGAGGCGCUGCCGGUGGACCGCACGGCGCGCCCGCUGCAAGAUGCUGUUGUUACUAACUGCGGGCAGCUGGUUAAAGCUGUGAAGAAGCGCAAGCAGAAGGAGGAGAGAGAAGCGAGCGACGCUGAGUCGGAGAAGUCACACAAGAAAGAUAAAAAGAAGAAGAAAGAUAAGAAGGAAAAGAAGAAGAAAAGGCGCGACUCCCAAUCCUCGCAAGAAGAAGGCGAGGUGGACUCCGGGCCGGCGCACCCGCUGCUCUCCACCACCAGGAUAGACCCGGGCGAGAUACCUGAAGUGCCAACGAAUAGGUUCUUAAUGAGGGGGAACAAGGACGGGGAUCGCGCGCCGAGGCGGGAUCGGGAGAGGAUGCGGUACAACGAGCGAGAACGCAACGUGUACACUCGCAGUGGAAGGAUCAUCAAGGGACGAGGCGUCUUCCGCUACCGCACGCCGUCGCGUUCGCGCUCGCGCUCUCGGUCAGUGACCCCGCCGCACUGGAGGCAGGCGCAGCGACGCAUCGUCAAGUACACCGACAUGGAGCGAGAGCCUGAAAAGUUCGAGCGUCAUGAAGACGCUCCUCGCAGCCGCGUCGAGAGGAGACCACGCUCGGAGCAAGGUGGGACCCCGGACCGACCGCAGGAGAAGGAGGAGGGGGAAUGUGAUACUACAUUAGAGAGGUCUCAGCAUGAGAAGGUGGACUACAACGCAUUGGACUUCGAGGAAGAUGUGGAGCAAGAACCGGAGGCCCCCCCUCCCCGCGCCGCCCCCCGCGGCCGCGACACGCGCCGCGCGGACCUGCUGGCGCAGGCUCUCGGAGUGCCCACCAAGCAUGACGACCUGCCCACCGGCCGCGACACUCGUCACCGCGCGCCGCGCAUCGCCUCGGCUGUGGCGCUGCCGGUGCAGGUCUCACACGACAAUGGACCUAAUGCUAGAGGGCUAGGCUCGUCCCGAGACGACACCCCCCGCGAUAGAGAGCCGCGGGACAAGGAGCCGGCGGCCGGAGAGUACGACCCCUUCACACUCCUGCGCAGCACCUUCCAUAGAGACAAGCCUAGGGAGGAGCGGGAUGCCAGCAGAAAAGACGACCGUCCAGACUUGCGCGCGAACCUCAGCCGUCAGCCAGACAGAGACCGCAGACACAAGAGCGAGCGAGACGACAAGCGACGCGAACGAGACUCUUCCUCCAAGAGGGACGAAGACAGAGAUAGAAGAGACAAGAGCCGGGAACCAGCCAAUAGGAGAGAUGAAGAUAGAGAUAGGCGGGGCCAGAGCGGAGAGCCAACCAAUAGGAGGGAAGAUGAUAGAGAUAGGCGGGAGAAGAGCAGGGAAACAGCCAAUAAGGAGAGAGGACGGAGUGAAAGGAACAGAGAUAGAGAUGACUCGGGAGAUAGAAGGAGGAAGAGGUCGCGAUCUGUUUCGAAGGAUAGAAGGGAAAGGUCUAGAAAGGACACUUCAGGUUCUGAAGACAGGAAGCGAAACCACUCCCGCUCGCGCUCUAAGGAAAGGUCUAGAUCGCGUGGUCGCGCCCGCAAGACCUCUGAGGGCCGCGACAAGAGUCCAGAGAAACCCGCCGCAGCCGAUAACAAAGAUCCUAAGAAAGAGGAGGAGGAGCGCAACGAGGCGCGCAAGGAGCUGAUGGAGAUCGUGCGCCUCAUCAAGUCACGCCAGAAGGACCGCGAGAACAAACAGCAAGGUGCAGACGACAAGAAGAAGCGGUCAGUAUCUAAGUCACCAGACCCGGAGCGUCGCCGCCGCUCGCCCGAGAGAAGGAAACGCAGUGAGAGCCCGCGCCGCCGUCGCAGCCCGCGCCGCCGCCGCUCCAGCACUCGCUCGCCGCGCCGCCGCAGCCGCAGCCGCGACCGCCGCCGCAGGCGACGCGACUCCAGCGACUAGAGUACUUCCCUCAUAGCGUUCCGGAUUUAUUUGACUACACCGAGGUAUGUAUGAGUUCCAAUAGACAUAAGUAAGUGCUUAGUUUGUUUAAGUUAUUAUUUAAAUAACAUUGACUACUCCCGACGAUUGUAUCUGAAUGUUAGUUAAAUAUGUUUUUCUUUUUGUUUUUAUUACAAAACUAAGGUCCUUACUUGUUUCAAAUAAGUAGUCUAUAUUUUACUUGAUAAUAAAGGUAAUUAGAAAAUUA
Molecule: messenger RNA, 2778 nt
Organism: Plutella xylostella (diamondback moth)
Lineage: Eukaryota; Metazoa; Arthropoda; Insecta; Lepidoptera; Plutellidae
Source: RefSeq, a predicted model, not a curated record